AUGAUAAAUAACUUUGAUAUUGUUACUACUACUACUACUACUACUACUACUACUACUACUACUACUACUACUACUACUACUACUACGACUACUACUACUACUACUACUACUACUACGACUACUACUACUACUACUACUACUACUACGACUACUACUACUACUACUACUACUACGACUACUACUACUACUACCACUACUACGACUACUACUACUACUACCACUACUAGUAUUACUACUAUUACUACUACUACUACUACUACUACUACUACUACUACUACUACUACUACUACUACUACUACUACUACUACUACUACUACUACUACUACUACUACUACUACUACUACUACUACUACUACUACUACUACUACUACUACUACUACUACCAAUGCUACUACUACCAAUACUACUACAACUACUACUACUACCACUACAACUACUACUACUAUUACUACUACUACUAAUACUAACACUACUACCAAUACUACUACUACUACUACUACUACUACUACUACUACUACCAAUGCUACUACUACCAAUACUACUACUACCAAUACUACUACUACCAAUACUACUACAACUACUACUACUACCACUACAACUACUACUACUAUUACUACUACUACUACUAAUACUAACACUACUACCAAUACUACUACUACUACUAAUACUAAUACUAAUACUGCAAAUACUACUUAUGAUGAUAUUAAUAAUUAUUUACCAAUAUCAAAUAAACAUCCUUUAUUAUCUGAAACGUAUUCAAAACAACAACUCAUUCAUAUCCAUAAUUCAAUAUCCAUAGAAAUACCAUUUUCAUUACGACAAUAUACAACACUUUAUUAUAUUAUCAUAAUCAUUAUUAUUAUUAUAACAUGGUUAGAUAAUGUGAAAGCUAAACCAUCAUAUUAUAAAUCAUUUAUCUAUACAACGGAACAGAAUACUAAUAAUAAUAAUAAGAAUAAUAAUAAUAAUCAUAAUAAUGAUAGUUGGAAUAUGAUUGAACCAUGGGAACCACUUAAGAAACCAAUCGAACAUCAAUUGGAUCGAUUCAAUAAUGAUCAUAAACAUAAUGAAUGGAAUAAUAUAAGAUUACAAUAUCAAUCCCAUCAAUUAUAUCUUUUAAAUAAUAAUGGAGCUAAAUGUAAUGAUGGUUCAUCAGCGGGUUAUUAUUAUCGUCCAGCAAAAUAUACAACAGUAAGUAGAUGGUUAAUAUUUCUUGAAGGUGGUUGGUAUUGUUUUGAUGAAGAAACAUGUAUUUUACGUGAAUCUAAUGCAUUUUCAUUAUUCUCAUCAAAAUUUUGGCCAAAAACUCGUUCAUUUGGUGGAAUACUUUCAUCUGAUUCAAAUGCAAAUCCAAUUUAUCAUGAUUUUCAUAGUGUUUUCAUUCCAUAUUGUUCAAGUGAUUUAUGGACUGGGAAAAUGGCUAAUCGUAGUGGAGAUUUCUACUUUCAUGGAUCACGUAUACUGGCAGCUGUUAUUGAUAAUAUACCAUGGCAAAAUGCAGCUUAUACAGAGAAAGUUAUAUUUGCUGGUUCUAGUGCUGGAGGAAUUGGUGUACUUAUGAAUAUUGAUAGAUUAAGUAGAAAAUUAUUUAAUCGUAUUGGAUAUCCUGUAUUAGUUAGUGGAAUAAUAGAUUCAUCAUGGUUUAUUCACAUUCCUGCUUAUCAAGAAAGUAAAUGUGUUAAUGCAUUUGAAUGUCCACCAGAAGAAGGUAUUCAUCGAGGAAUGAAAUUUUGGAAUCCCAGAAUACCGAAACCAUGUCGUAAAGCUCAUCCAAAAGAAGAAAAAUGGAAAUGUUAUUUGGCCCCGUUUAUGUAUCCACAUUUAAAAACUCCAGUUUUUAUUGUUCAAAGUUUGUUCGAUGAAGCACAAAUGCAAAUGUCUAAAGUUCCAUUACUUACCGGUGGAACAUAUUCAAAAUGGGCAUAUAUACAAAAUUUAGGCAAAGAAGUAGCACGUAGUCUUCAGGCAGCUGGGUUAGUUAAUUAUGAUUAUAUAUGUAAAUCCUGUUUAGCGAUUUCUACAUUGGGUAAACAAAAAUUAUUAUAUUUCUCAAUUCACUAUCCAAAUAUUUUACGCAAAGCUCAACAAUCCAAUACAAAUAAUCGUCAAGAUUCUAAACAUAAAGAAAGUGUUACUACAGGGACUACGACGACCACCACCACCACCAUGGCAACGAAUUCAACACUUAUGUUCUUAUCUCGUCUUGUACAUUUAUUGAAUCAAUAUCCUAAAAGAUAUAAACGUCAUUUAAUACAUUAUCAUGAUUACACUUUAUUAAAAUCAUAUCCAUAUGCAUUUACAAUGACUCGUUUAAAUCAAAAAAAUGUUUCACAAUUAAUAAAACAAUAUCAUAAACCACGUAAACAUAUUAAUUCAAUAUUUGGUCAUUAUUCAAAUUCAUUUCUAUAUCAUAUUAUUGAUUCAUGUGGUUUAUUUUCAAUUCAUGGUAACCAUGGUACCUAUUUAUGUAAAAAUAUGAGUACUCAUCAUAAUAGUACAUAUAUGAAACCAUUUGAAAAUCAUACAUUUAAAUAUAUACCAUCAAUGGAUUAUUUAAUACCACAAUGUAAUCCAACUUGUGGUUAUUUAUCUAAUCCACAACGUAUUAAAUUAAUUGAUAUUUUAGCAUUAUAUCAAGUGAAUACAAAUUUAUUAGCUAAUUUAUUAGGUUUAUCUAUAACAACACUUAGAAAUUAUAAUUCAGAACAACAAAUGCAUGCUCUAUUUUGUAAUCAUCAUCAUCAUCAUCAUAACAAUAAUCAUAGAGUUAAACGUGGUUUAAGUCAAUUAUUAUUACCACAACUCUUUAUAUGAUUAAUUAAUUACGUCUGUUACUCCUAAUGGAGUAUAGGCUGUCGAUCAGCAUUCUCU
Schistosoma mattheei is the source of this 2871-nucleotide messenger RNA. Lineage: Eukaryota; Metazoa; Platyhelminthes; Trematoda; Strigeidida; Schistosomatidae. The record is from the annotation of a GenBank genome assembly.